Molecule: messenger RNA, 366 nt
Organism: Acanthamoeba castellanii str. Neff
Lineage: Eukaryota; Discosea; Longamoebia; Acanthamoebidae
Exons: 1
Coding region: 1-366 (121 amino acids)
Source: RefSeq, a predicted model, not a curated record
AUGAGCGAUCGGACCUUGGCCGAAAUUGUCGACCGUGCUCAGGUUGCCGAGGCGCCCAUCUCGCGCCAACAGGCCAAACGAUGCCGGAGGACACUCGACUGCGUUGCGAUUAGGCGCAUACUGGCCACGUCCGAGGCCGAGGCCGCCUUCAAGGCCCACUUUGACAGCGUCGUUGCCGCCUACGUGUAUGGCACGUGCCGAGAGGUCCAACGCCGGACGGGCCUGGCGUUGCCGCGAUUUACGUCCAUGGAUGACGUGACGUUUUUCGUCCUGCCCGACUUUGGGCGCAAUCACGGCGUAUGGACCGUGGUGGCCAACAUCGAAUCGCCUCGCCUAGAGGCGCUGCUUGAAUCAGCGGGCAUAUAG